GGCUUUCAAGGAGCAUGCCACCAUCCUCUCCCUCCUCGGUCAAGCAGCCGCGCCGGCGAUGACGCAGGAACAACUCGUCUCCAUCGUCCAACAGACCAUGUCGGUCUGCGACCAGUGAGGGGCGCGCGAAGACACCUCUCUCCUUUUAUGCACAUUUUCUUGCCCCUGCGACUACAACUUUCCUUCAACAAAUUUCACGCGCCGGCACUUGGUUUCGAGCAAAUUCCCCCGACCGCAAGCGACCGGCCAGUUCCUUUUGUUUUGGUUCUUGCAUCUCUCAUCGUCCCUUUUGCACGCCGCCCCUUUUUUUCUAUCGCCGGUUUCAAGUCAUUUCAUCAUGAAGCAGCCACGACCACCUGCCGACGUUUCAGAUUGGGACAAGGCUUCCGCCGCCACCCCGCAGCCCGCCGUUGCGCUGGCCUCUGUUGCUACUACCGACGGCAAAGACACGACCGAGACGCCCGAAGCGUCGUCAGAGUUUUCCUCCUCCUCGUCGUCCACCGUUUCUUCCAUGUCCGUUGUUGAGGGAUCACCAGAAAGCUCAACGCCUUGGGGACAGGUUUCGCAAGCGCUGCAAGACAAAAUCAUCCAUCACCAGGAAAAGCGAUUGCUUGCCACGGCGCCGCCUGCGAGCGGAAAAAGCAGCAUGAUAGCUUUUCUAAUCCGUCGCCUUGAGGAAGCGCAAAAGCAAGUGUUCCUCCUGAAAAUGGCGGCUCCGAAGGAUGAGAAGGCGCAGCGAUCUGCUUUGCGGGGAGAAUUUCGAUGCGCGCUUUACACCGCUGGAGUCUCGGCGGAGGAUUUCCGCCACAUGUCCUACUCCACUCUGCUGGAGGGUGUGCUCAAGUCCCACGAUUACGUUUUUAUCGAUGACGCCCAACGAUGGUAA
This is a messenger RNA of Fimicolochytrium jonesii, 886 nucleotides long. RefSeq lists its product as uncharacterized. The record is from RefSeq and is a predicted model, not a curated record. The transcript has 2 exons. Lineage: Eukaryota; Fungi; Chytridiomycota; Chytridiomycetes; Spizellomycetales; Powellomycetaceae. The coding region runs from base 338 to 886 and encodes 182 amino acids.